Molecule: messenger RNA, 825 nt
Organism: Micropterus dolomieu (smallmouth bass)
Lineage: Eukaryota; Metazoa; Chordata; Actinopteri; Centrarchiformes; Centrarchidae
Gene: hcrtr2
Product: hypocretin (orexin) receptor 2
Exons: 3
Coding region: 178-825 (215 amino acids)
Biological process (GO): G protein-coupled receptor signaling pathway; feeding behavior
Cellular component (GO): membrane
Molecular function (GO): orexin receptor activity
Source: RefSeq, a predicted model, not a curated record
CUGUGGUCGUGCUAAGGAGAAAAAGGAAAAAUCAGCGUCACACUGACGAAGUCCGCGAAGCGCGUUAUUAUCGCACUACAGUGCCGCAUCUUUAUUGGCAGUGUGCUCGACAACCUGCGGUCACUGCGGACAGGGUUGACAGCAGGAAUACGACAAACAUAUUAAACACAUCGAAGGAUGUCUGGGAUCACUGGGAAUUUGGAUUGCGAGGAGUGUUUGUCUUCUGGGCAUGUGGCCAACAGCACGGAGUUACAUCUGCACUCCACUACUGUGGAUGAGGAUGAUGAACUUCUGAGAUACAUCUGGAGAGAGUACUUACACCCCAAACAGUAUGAAUGGGUUCUCAUUGUGGCUUACAUUAUUGUGUUCUUCGUCUCGCUCAUUGGAAACUCGCUGGUUUGUUUUGCAGUGUGGAAAAACCGCCACAUGCGCACCGUGACCAACUAUUUCAUAGUGAAUCUGUCCUUUGCUGAUGUGUUGGUCACCAUCAUCUGCCUCCCUGCGAGUCUUGUGGUAGACAUCACAGAGACGUGGUUCUUUGGAAACACACUUUGCAAAGUUGUGCCUUAUUUGCAGACCAUCUCAGUUUCUGUAUCAGUCCUCACACUGAGCUGUAUUGCCCAAGACCGAUGGUAUGCUAUCUGCCACCCGCUGAUGUUCAAGAGCACAGCCAAGAGGGCUCGCAAGAGUAUUGUUGUCAUUUGGGUUGUGUCCUGCAUCAUCAUGAUCCCUCAAGCUAUUGUGAUGGAGUGCAGUAGCCUGCUGCCUGAACUAACAAACAAGACCAGCCUGUUCACUGUGUGUGAUGAACAUUGGGGAGGUUAG